Messenger RNA from Carassius carassius (crucian carp), 1902 nucleotides. It is a transcript of the gene sapcd2, whose product is annotated as suppressor APC domain containing 2. The coding region runs from base 149 to 1390 and encodes 413 amino acids. The transcript has 9 exons. NCBI's taxonomy places the organism in Eukaryota, Metazoa, Chordata, Actinopteri, Cypriniformes, Cyprinidae. The record is from RefSeq and is a predicted model, not a curated record.
CGCUUUGGCUGCGCGAGGGUUCGCAGGGCGGAGCAAUAGGGGUUUGGGUUCAGAAUGUGUGCGGGAGUUUGCUCCUGCCUGGUCAGAACAGAAAAUGAGACAACAAAACAGCCGAUGGGCAAGCGUGUGCUGUAAAUAAUACAACAUCAUGGCCUUGAUACAAACGGACUCCAGUGGGAAAGGAAAUGGACUAGCUAAUGCUCUACAAAGUGGCGUCAGAAAAGUCUGUCCAAGUUCUAAAAUUGCGAACAUGCAACCAAAGGACACAGAGUUCAGCACACAAGGUCUCCCAAAAGCUUUCCUUCACAGUUUACGGACUUUAUUCGAUAUUCUUGACGACGGAAGAAGGGGUUACGUUCAUAUCUCCGAGAUUGAGAGUCGAUGGCGCGGCGCGGAGGCUCGCGAUUUACCCGCUGGGGUUCUGGAGAGUCUGAGGCGCGUUGCGCCGCGUCACGGCUGCCUGAGCUUCGAGCGGUUCGUAGCGGGGCUCAGAAACGCGAUGUUCAAUCCCGAAAACGGCAGCAGAUCGAUCGCUUCAGACCACCAACACCAGCUGAAACCCCAGCAGAGAGCCGUGCGUCCGCUCGGACCGAGUAACGCAACAAACACACUCCACAGCCGCCAGAACGGACCGCAGGACAGCUCUGUAUAUUCUACGCUCUAUCCGGGGCUCUCGGUCACAUCUCGGGGCUGCGGAGGACUCGAGAGAACCGACUGUUCAUAUCGAUGCGAUCCGAUACAACCGAGACCUACUGAUGAUCGGCGUCAUCCGGAGCGGAGGACAGAGAGUGGGGGUUUGCCUCGGUCAAAGAGUGAAACUAUGACCGGAUUCACACGAUCUCGACGCCACGCGAGGAGCCGCGACGAGAGACGCCACACCAUCACUAACGGAGUGGAUUAUGGGAUGCUGAAGCAGAUGAAGGAGCUGGAGCAGGAGAAAGACUCUCUGCUGGCCGGACUGGAUGUGUUGGAGCGAGCCAGAGAAUGGUAUCAGACGCAGAUCCACAACAUCACUGAGACGCAGAGACACAUCGGCCAGAGCCGCCACUCCACCGAGUUUUUGGCUGAAUCUGGUCAGAGUCAUUUGGAUGUUGUUCUGCCUAAACUACAGGACGUCACACGCUGCCUCCGCGAUUUACUCUCAUUCUCUGGGGAGACCCUCUCACCCACCGGCUCCUCAAGCACUCCUCCUGCUCCUCCUGCUCCUGCGCCUCCUCAGGCCAUCCACAUACUGAAGGAGCAGAACCGGCUCCUCACACAGGAGGUAACAGAGAAAAGUGAGCGCAUCACUCAGCUGGAGCAGGAGAAAUCGGCUCUGAUCAAGCAGCUGUUUGAAGCUCGAGCUCGCAGCGCUCAUGAUAGCAGCGCUCUCGACUCCACCUUCAUCUGACCGCAUCAGACAUCACCAAUCACACACCACACUCAAUCAUCUGAGACCGAGAGGACCAGAGCCAAUCUACGGCAUCAAAACAUGACUCACGAGGAGCUCACAUGUACAUGAGAUGAGCAGAAGAAUAAACUGGAUCCCAGUGUGGAACAGAUAAACACGUCUGAACAGAGGCCUUCUCUUGUAUAGUCGAGAUGAACAGAACCUUUAUCUGAACAGUUGGUUAGUGAGGGCAGGUACUUAUAUAGACUUUUCCUUUUGGUUUGGUUUCAUUUGGUUUAUUUAAGCUGCGAUGCUUUAACAAGUGUGCUGUUUUCUCUGAAAGAGUAGUGUUUUUAAAUUCCUCUCCAUUACAGGUGACACGUAAGGUAAAAAGUCUUCUUGAAGACGUGAUGUAGCACAAGCAGUGAUGGAUAAUCUGUAUUGUGAUUGAAAAAGACUAAAUGCAAAAUGAUUAAAUGUAAAUGUAGUCCAUCACUUGUUGAUUGGAUGGAGGUGGAUCUGAAUGUGAACUU